AUGAGUGAACCGGAGCCAACAGCGUUAUGGCUUCCUGAUGAGGUCCUCUUUGGUAUCCUGUCCAUGCUACAGGAUAGUGACGACCCUGAUGCACUGUCCACCAAAGAAGCAAGAAAAACCCUCUAUAACGCUUCCUUGGCAUCCAGGCGACUCGAAGGCCUUGCUCGAAGAGUCUUGUACCGACGCAUUGAUGCACGGUCAUCAAAGUGUCUCUUAACACUUGGCCCAAACCCUCAUCUGUGUCGUCUGGUUCGAGAGCUGUAUUGCCCUUACGAUGCGGAAGUGGUCGAUUCCUUGCUACACCCACACUUUCGAGAUUACAUAUGGCUCCCAUCUUCAUGGAAUGCCAGCUUCCCGGGUUGGCUCGAAAGUGAAUAUGGUCGGCAGCAAUACUACGACCGGGCAACAGCCUUCUGGCUACAGAGGCUGCCAAACGUCAAUAGGCUCACUAUCAGCCUGAACUACAACAUGCAAGCCUUGACGGAAAUGGUACAAAAGAGCUUGAACGGGCAGCCAAGGCGAUUCCCGCGGUUGACGAGAAUCGACUUCAAGCUUAGUCCAAGCGGUAUACCAGCAUGCAUUCAGCCGAGCUUGAUUCUGUUCCAGCUGCCGUUUCUCAAAACAGUGACCAUCGACGAUAUGUCUGUUGCUAGAGCCAACAGCGAGGACUUGGAAAUGCCAAAGAAUGCCUGCAAACGGCUUGAAAGGCUUGAAGCCGACUUUUCAUGGAUCACACCCGGCAGCUUGCGAAAUAUGCUAUCCGUUUGCGAGAGUCUCCGCUUCCUGGACAUCAAGGUCAGAACAAUGUUAUCAACAAAGUGUGAUCCAUUCAAAUACCGCCUGGGUGACUGGAUCCAGCACUGCCAUGCCUUGGAAACUCUUGACAUUCAGAUCAAUGCAUCUAGGCGGUGGACAGACGGUCUGACUGGUGGGAGGGAGGUCCAGGAGCACACGUGGGCUGCAAACAACGUCGGAUCACUCCAGAACUUGACUCGUCUGAAGAGGUUCUCCUUAAGUGUGGAACUUCAACACCUGACGGUGCCAGGACCCUCUGUUCCUCCUCCCAGUCCGUCAAAGCCUGACUUUGAGCUCAUGCUUCCAACCUCAAUUGAGCAUUUUGAGAUCAAGAAGAUCGGCAUUCCAGACUACAAGGAAUUUGUCACGAACAUACGCAAACUACUCCAGUCAGAGCGGCUGAAGAAUUUGUAUCAUGUAUCCGUGGCAGCUAACUUGAAGCCGCAUCAUCUCGCACAACUGAGCUGGGAUGUACGAUUGCGUAGGUCCGGCCAGUCUAAAAAAGUCAUUCAUUUGGUGCACGAAGACCGUGAGAAGAGAGUCCGAUCAUCGUAUCAUGAGUAG
This is a messenger RNA of Fusarium subglutinans, 1359 nucleotides long. RefSeq lists its product as uncharacterized. Lineage: Eukaryota; Fungi; Ascomycota; Sordariomycetes; Hypocreales; Nectriaceae. The record is from RefSeq and is a predicted model, not a curated record. The transcript has a single exon. The coding region runs from base 1 to 1359 and encodes 452 amino acids.